This is a messenger RNA of Portunus trituberculatus (swimming crab), 722 nucleotides long. RefSeq names its product U3 small nucleolar ribonucleoprotein protein IMP3-like. Gene Ontology annotation, cellular component: Mpp10 complex; small ribosomal subunit; small-subunit processome. Gene Ontology annotation, molecular function: rRNA binding; structural constituent of ribosome; snoRNA binding. The transcript has 5 exons. Gene Ontology annotation, biological process: rRNA processing. The record is from RefSeq and is a predicted model, not a curated record. The coding region runs from base 85 to 636 and encodes 183 amino acids. Lineage: Eukaryota; Metazoa; Arthropoda; Malacostraca; Decapoda; Portunidae.
GUGUGUGUGUGUGUGUGUAUAAACAAACCCCGCCCCGCCCCGCCAGCUGGCCAGCAGCAGCAGCAGCACGUGUAGGCAGCAGCAAUGCGGCAGCUCAAGUACGCUGAGAAAAAGCUUCUAAAGCACACAGACUUCCUGAAAUGGGAGGUGGACAACAACCUGCACGAGGUGACGGUGAUGAAGAGAUACCUCAUCCAGCGGCGGGAGGACUACACCACCUACAACAAGAUGUCCCGAGAGGUUCGAGAGCUGGCCUUGAAGAUCAAGGAGUUGGACCCCAAGGACCCCUACAGAGUGGAGGCCAGUGCCAGACUGAUGGAGAAGCUGUACUCAAUGGGACUCAUCCCUACCAAGUGGAACCUCAAACUGUGCAGCAACGUCACAGCCUCCUCCUUCUGCCGCCGCCGCCUGCCCUGCCUCAUGGUGCGCAGCAAGAUGGCCCCCGACCUUCGCACUGCCGUCACCUUCAUUGAGCAGGGCCAUGUCAGGGUAGGGCCGGAGGUGGUCAAGGACCCGGCCUUCCUUGUCACAAGAGCUCUUGAGGAUUACAUCACAUGGGUGGACACUUCAGCCAUCAGGAAACACGUCAAGCAGUACAAUGAGGAGAAUGAUGACUUUGACCUCAACAACUGCUAGUGACUGGAGGAGCUGUGCUAUUUGUUAAGGGAUGAAUUGGAUGAAUGACAGAUUUGUGAGAAUGAAAAAUAUAUUCUUUUGUGUAA